AUGGCCCGAAGGACAAGCGUUGAACGGCCGAGCGCAGAGGAGGCCCUCAAUCUCGCCACAGCCCAGUCUGAAAAUGUCUUCUUAUUCGUCCCCAACCUCAUAGGCUACACUCGUGUUAUUCUCGCUGGAGUGUCUCUUCACUUCAUGAGCUACCAUCCCAUCUAUUGUACUAUUGCUUAUUGCAUCUCGUGUCUUCUUGAUGCCGUCGACGGCCAGGCUGCUCGUGCUCUUGGUCAAACCUCCAAAUUUGGCGCUGUUCUUGAUAUGGUGACCGACAGAUGCACAACUUCGUGUCUUCUGUGCUAUCUGGCGUCUGCCUACCCCGACUUCGCUCUCCUGUUCCAAUUCCUUAUUGCUCUCGACUUCAGUAGCCACUACAUGCAUAUGUAUAGCUCUCUCGUCACCGGGUCUGUCAGUCACAAGCAAGUCAAUAGCGACGUCAGCAACAUUCUGUGGUGGUAUUAUAACAAUUCUACGACUUUGUUCCUUGUUUGUGCCGGAAACGAGUUGUUCUUCGUCUCCCUUUAUCUCAUGAAGUGGAUCUCGCAGCCUAUUGGCCUGGCGAUGCCUUCAACCCUUGUCGAGAAUGAGCCACCUGUCGAGCCCCCAAUAAUCGAAGCCUCUGCCUCACCACCCGAGGCGCCAACAGAAGAGCCAGAACGCGUAAAACGCAAGACACGCCUUGCCCUUCCUACUCGGGAUCCGGAAACUCCCGUCGAACUACCUGAAGGCUUGGACCUCGAAAUUCUUUGGAGGCCAGAGUCUGACGCGGGCCCAUCCGACCAGUCCGCUUUACCGCCUCCGGAAAUAUUUGAAGAGGCGUUGCACAACUUGAACAUCACACUGCACCCCCAAAUUCAGCAUCGUGCAACUUACCCAUCGCCGCUUGGUCCUUUGGUGGAGCCAACGUUGGCACUGUACUGUCCCAUCGAGGGUGGUGACUAUGUUAUAGACGCGACGGUACGAGAGCUGGCACGACGAAUCAAUGCGGAGGUCCUCGUGUUGGAUGCCGUCCAACUGGCAGCUGGAGAGUGGGGUGUCUUUGGAAAAGCUGCAAAUGCGCUCCAAUUACCUCGAAAUCCACUACACUUUCCAUCCAACCCAGCUGGGACGCGUGCCUCUUCUUCCGCGGAGGAUCAAGAAGACGAUAUGGAUAGCGGCUCUCCUCCUCUCACGCCAACGCAAAUGACAUUGACGCUCUUAAAUCCCCAGUCUGGCCGGUCAAUCGUGGCUAGUGCUGCUCGACGAACUGCCCCUGCUACCAAGAUCUCCACUUUUUUUGAGACCGUGGUCAACACCUCAUCAUCGGAUGAACAAGUCCGGCCUCGCCUGGUUUAUAUUCGAGAUUUCCCGACCCUUUCGCCGUCAUCGACAGCAUGGUACCCAUCCCUCUUGUCGUCCGUCCGUGCACGCAGAAGACGCACGCUUUCACGAACUACCGCACCAAUAACCCAUCCCGUGACAAUUGUCUUCGGUAUAACACCCCCGCUUGUCCCAAGAGGAGUUUCUACAGCACCGCCGCCAACAACAACAAGGCGAACAGGUGCCAACAACAAGGGCGGCGAAUGGAGCGAGGACCCAAACAGUGACCGCGCCAGAGAAAAACGACUCCGGGAACGGUUACGACGAUGGGAGCGCGGUGAAGGUUUACAGGCCGAGCUGCUGAAAGCAGCGCCAGACAUAGAUAAUGCUGGUAAUGGCGAAGGCAAUCCAGGCGUCAUCAUUAUCGGCAACUCCAGCGCCAUGAUUGCCCAUCCCCCAGGCGAAUCUGGUAACCGCGAGAGCAGCUCAGACCCAGAGUCGUUGUUCUUCAGGACUUCUGUUGUUGUUCCAGGAUUCCGCUCUUUGAUUGAGGAGCGAUCGUGUCGGGUAAAACGGCGGCGUGAAAUCAACGAACUCACGAUGAGGAUGGGUGUUGGGUCAGUGGGUGGGGCCAUUGACAAGGACAGCGCGGGAUCCGUCUUUGAGUCUGCUGGACCAAGUGCAAGCUCAGAAGAAUCGCAAUCUCCCCAACGACAAAUGUGGGAAGACUGGGGAAACAGGGUCGAAGCGUGGCCAACUGUGCGAGCAGUUAGUGACCGUGCAGUUGGCCGUGCGGUUGUUACGUCUUUGGCAACGGAGGUAGAGACGGAAAGGCGUCCAAUGGACUCGACACGUGUCACAUGGCAAGACAUUGACAAUGCCUGGGCUACCCAUAGGGCCAGUCGCGGCCUGAGAAAAAUGUGGAUGAAGGAGGCAACAAAAUCUACCUCACAGGAGCAGGAGGAGGAUGAUCACAGCGACGAUGAAGCAACGGAGCCAGAGCCUGUAGAUGAAAUUGUGGAGAGAGUGAGGAACGACGAAGAUUUAGAUGCCCACGAAAAACAACUGCUUUCUUGCAUCGUCGACUCUGCCACAAUGCCAACAUCCUUCCGUCAAGUUCAUCUACCAAGCCAUACGAUCGACUCGGUCCGGACUAUCGUAUCACUCCCCCUGCUACACCCGCAGGCCUUCCAGCAAGGCAUCUUGAAGGAGCAUGGCAUGACUGGCUGUCUUCUAUUUGGACCCCCCGGUACAGGAAAGACGCUUGUCGUCCGAGCAUUGGCCAAGGAGGCCGGCUGUCGUAUGCUUUCAAUCACUCCUGCGGAUGUGUUGGAUAUGUAUGUCGGCGAGGGCGAGAAACUAGUCAAGGCCGUUUUCUCGCUGGCUCGACGGCUUGCGCCGUGUGUCAUUUUCCUCGAUGAGAUUGACGCUCUUUUUUGCGUGUUGACGGAAUUUAUGCAAGAAAUGGAUGGGUUGCGGUCCUCCAAAGAAGACAACGUGAUUGUUAUUGGCGCUACCAACCGGCCAUUCGAUUUGGACGAUGCCGUCCUCCGUCGUCUUCCUCGCAGACUACUAGUUGACCUUCCUGGCGAACCCGAACGAGCAGAAAUCCUCAAUAUUCUUCUGCGCGACGAGACUCUUGGCCCCGAUACUGACACGAAGAGUAUCGCAAAGAAAACGGAGGGCUUCUCUGGGUCUGAUCUGAAGCAUCUUUGCGUGUCCGCCGCUCUUGACGCUGUGAAAGAGAACGUUGUCGUUCCUUGGUCAUCCACACCUCCAACUGUUGAAGACAGCCAACAUGAUGCCUCGUCUGAAACAGUUCCUCCACCGUCUUCAGUCCCCCGUGUUUUGCAUUUACGACACUUCACCAAAGCGCUGAAGGAGAUCACCCCUUCCGCCUCCGAAUUCUCUGGGACGCUUUCAGAGCUGCGUAAUUGGAAUCAAGAAUUUGGCGAGGGGCGAAACUCGUCCAAAAAACGACAGCAGGUCUGGGGCCGCGACCGUUUCGGAUUCACAGAGAAAAUGAGGGUCCCCGAAGAACACGGAAGGGUAUUACCAUCUGGUGGUAGUGCAUAG
Mycena indigotica is the source of this 3378-nucleotide messenger RNA. Its product is annotated as AAA domain-containing protein. Gene Ontology annotation, cellular component: mitochondrial outer membrane. Gene Ontology annotation, biological process: phospholipid biosynthetic process. Bases 1 to 3378 code for a protein of 1125 amino acids. The record is from RefSeq and is a predicted model, not a curated record. NCBI's taxonomy places the organism in Eukaryota, Fungi, Basidiomycota, Agaricomycetes, Agaricales, Mycenaceae. Gene Ontology annotation, molecular function: phosphotransferase activity, for other substituted phosphate groups; ATP binding; ATP hydrolysis activity. The transcript is spliced from 15 exons.